CCCGUCCAACAGCCUCCCAUCGUACACCGCUCAGUAACCUUCUCAUCACCAAGUCUCUCGUCAAAACCACGUCCUGCCGCUGCGCAUUGGGGCAGACCGCACUUGCAUUGCACACGUCGCAAGCCCUUCCCGACCGUACACACAGCUCUUGCACGUCCACCCGUACCGCGCAGAGUCAGGGAGCAGUCGACUAGACGUCAGGCGGACAGCAACGAGCAACAGCAACAACCCGCCGCCCAUACCUCAUUCUACGCUCGCAACCUCCUACGAGAUCACCGCCAUCCCCGCCAUCCGCCGCCAGAUGUAACUGCGCGAAACAGGGUCCCCAGUGUCCGCUACGCCCGCCGGGAUCUUUGCAGCGUCAUCGGCACGCUCGACAAGGAAACAAAGCCACGCCUCCAGCUGUCAUCUUGGAACACCCCCAUCACGCAAGAGACCCACGCAAAGGCACUCGCCUGGCUGCCUGCUCUCCACUGCUAUAACAAACAACCCGGCCUCACGAACUCAGUUGGCGCCCCUUUGAUGUUCGACAAGGAAUAGCAGCGUGCUCCCGAUCUCAGGCAGCUCCACUACUCUUCCGCCCGCAUACCUCCUCGACUCACAUACCCUCUUCUGGAUCGACGCACCCCUCGAUCGACCUCACCUUCCGCCCGCACCGACUACUCCUCUUCUUGUCAUUUACUUCUCCGUGUACUUGCUUUAUACCGACAACUCCGAGCCGAACACACCACCACAUCUCUUUGUAACGCCAUAACGACCAUACCUGCUCCUUGACGGACGCGCACCUCGACCACGCCAAAUCUGGGCGAGCUAUUCCACCAACAACACAAAUCUCCUUGUACACAUGAUAACACCGACAAUCCAUAUGUUCCUUUAAAACUACCACAACUCCGGCCAUCACCACUUUGUUACCGCCAGCGGGCGACUGAGCGACUUGUUUUCUGUAUUGCUAUUGCGGACCGAGCAGGAGUUCACUACGGUGUGUUGCCAGCGAACGACCUUUAACGGCAUUGUGUGUUGGAGCGGCUGAGCCUUUUCCAUUUGUUGUUUACGAACCUCGACGAAUCCCACGGACUAUUACCCUAUGGCCUGUAUGCGAGAUGGCUUUGAACAAGGAAGACCACUCGAUAAUGGACGGUUUAUAACUGUCAAACCACUCAACCAUGGCUCAUUCGGCAUGGUGUUUGCCGCUCACGACACCCACACCGGACAAGACGUCGCCAUUAAGUGCAUCACCAAAUCUGGCGCCAACACCAACUGCCCAGCUGCAGUAGCCACCGACGACUACUCCGAGGAGCUCAAGAUCCACUCACGAUUGCCGGAGCACCCCAACAUCGUCAACACCGUCUCCAGCUUCCAGACCGACAACCAUACGUACAUGGUGCUUGAGCUCUGCAGCAAUGGCGACCUCUACGAGGCCAUUCGCAUGGGCAAGGGACCACUUGAAACAGGUCACGUUCGCGACUUCAUGCUGCAACUCGUCAGCGCCGUCGAGCACUUGCACGACAAUGGAGUCUACCACCGCGACAUCAAGCCGGAGAACAUCUUCCUGACCUCCGAAGCCACCAUGAAGCUGGGAGACUUCGGACUGGCCACGACGGACACCUGGUCCACAGAGUUCGCUGUUGGCUCGGACAGAUACAUGGCUCCCGAACAGUAUGACGCUGGUGUUUACGGAUACGGAUACUGUCCAGCACAGGCCGACGUCUGGGCCAUUGGCAUCGUCCUGCUGAACGUCCUGUUCCAGCGCAAUCCGUUCGCGACACCAACAAUCAAGGAUCCUCUGUUCGACGACUUUGCUCGCGACCGCCAAAGCCUGUUUGACGUCUUUCCCAAUAUGUCACAGGAUACUUUCAAUGUGCUUCAACAUUGCUUGGCUCUUGACCCGUCGAAUCGGUCUCUGACUGCCGUCAAAGAAGCGCUCGAGGCGGUUGUCAGCUUCACUACCGACGAUGAGGCGUUGGACGACUUCUGCACUGAUCAAUGCGAAAUCGCUCCAAUCGCAACCGCUGCUCGCGAGCCGUUGCGAACGCCCUCGGUGACCAGCCCCAACCUUCCAGGUGUGGACUCUUUCCCAUGGACCGCCGCCCUGCUCAAGACGCCGCAGAAGCCGACCCGUCAGUUGUCUACAAUCCAAGACGAAGACAUGGACUUGUUUCCCGCGUCUGCCAACAACUCAGAGUGGCAGUACGUCGACGCCGACGAGGCUUCCCUCUCUUCCAAUGUCGACUCGGGCUUGGGCUUGUCUUAUAAGUCCACCAAGUCUAUGAAGUCCAUGCACUCUACGGCUUCUUCUCUCAAGAAGCCAAAGUCUGGUUUCGUGGGAUCCUUGCCAAUCAGCUUCUCUCGCCCAAAGACCUCUCCCUAUGGUACCAGUGGUGGCUUCUCUAAGAGCUGGAGCGAUCUCUGGGACGAGGAGGAGGAAGAAGCCGACGCUGCAGAGGAAGCAAUCGUUGACAGCGAUCCCAUACUUGACCAGACUGGAAUGGUGUUCGAUGAAUCGCGCGCCGUCGAACCAAGCACUCCUCAACUCAACAUCAUCGCUUUGGAAGACGGUCGAGGCAGUGUGACGCCACGUCAAGCGUUCGCUCGACUCGAUGUCAACGCGCGCUCUGCGACACCCCUGACUGAGACCGAGAUCGAUGGUAACGCUGACCAGCCUGCGAAGGUGCUGCCUAAAGUCAAGUCAUCUUCCAUUCUGGACCGCUGGGCGGCGCUUGGUAACUUCCGCCGUGCUCGACAGGACCCAGUGCCUGCUGUCACUCCUAUCACCGCUGUUGCCACUCCACCCAAGACCAAGUAUUCGGAUGCAUUUGCCAGCUUCACCUCCUUCGGCAGCAAGAAGAACAAGGCCCAGCCUCAGCCGCAAUCCACUUUAGAGCCUGAGCCCAAACGACAACGUGAGCGUGCGCCUUCGUGGCGCCAAGCAAGCCCUCAACGACCUCGGUCGAACUCUGUCAGUGCCAAAAUCUGGCAAGAGGACAACAAUUGGCGCGAGCACAAGCAACCGCCACUUCCGAUCAAGACACAGCCAACGACGGUACAGCGCCCUGUCGAGGUACAGCGACGCUGGCCGGAACCCAGUCUCUUUGACGAUGAUGCCGGUUACUCUGAAAUCGGCCACUUCAGGAUGGAUAUGUAAUCAUCCUGCGCGCUCGUGUUAGUUCACAGCCUCCCUUCUACGUCAACGCUGUCGGCACAUUGCUGUCCAUGGUGUUGGCACCCCAAUACUUUGUCCAACUGGUUUUUCUUUUUUUCAUUCUCACAACAACAACAUACUGCAGAAGCAUGGUAUCUAGGAGUUCUUUUUGGAAAGGCAUGGUGCAAAGCACCGAGGGCUGGGCGUUAUUGAAAAUGACAAAACUGCAGAUAUGAUAUCCCCUGUACAAAUGGACAAAGUAGCGGGAAGGAUGGGAACGCUUAGCUUCACUGAUGGAUGACAACAACCAUACCAUUUGUAAAGCAUCACUCCAUAAGAGUGAUUGUACUGAACAACACAAUUUUUAAAGGCGCAAAAA
Molecule: messenger RNA, 3518 nt
Organism: Cercospora beticola
Lineage: Eukaryota; Fungi; Ascomycota; Dothideomycetes; Mycosphaerellales; Mycosphaerellaceae
Biological process (GO): protein phosphorylation
Molecular function (GO): ATP binding; protein kinase activity
Source: RefSeq, a predicted model, not a curated record